CAGAUGAAAAUUCUGACUGCAUUCCUUGUCUGCCCUGUUCUAUCUACAUGUGCACGGCGAUUUAAUGUUUGAAAAUAUUACAACCUGCUCAGCGUUGAAUGAUUCUUGUUUUCAUCGCAAACAGCAAAACCUUUUCUGACUUCAUGGGGCAGAUUCCUUAUUGAGAAGCUAAUAGUUGCUUCUUGCUUGUUUAUGGAAAUAAAGGAUUAUUUAAAAAUAAAGUUGGCUUAUCACGUUCCAGGACUCUACCGUGAGACUGAUCCGUUGACUGAUAAUGAAUGUAGUCAUACGAUCGUUUAGUUGAAUUCCUCCUCUUUAAAGCACAAACACUAAUACACUCUGAAAUUUUCCGAUAGAAGCUGCAUUCCACUAAUCAUCCGAAUGUUCAGUCGUCAGGUAUCCAUGAAAUAAUGACCGGGAACUCUUUAGUCAUUAAGUCAUGGGAAGGUCCAUUUGGGAAGGCCUUUAUGUACCCUUCCAAAAUUAGUAUCGGGGAAAAAGCUUUUAUACUUUAUCGGAGGCAGUUACGCUGUCUCCGGUCUUUAAGAUUUGACACGAGGAAUCCAGGGUCCAUCGAUUCCUUGCCAGGGAUACGACACUCGACACCCGUAAUAGUUUUCAAGGAAAGUCUACGUGUUACACCCUUGUAACUAUCAGAAUGUUCACGUUCGGCAAUAGUCGCUUGCUUUCGGCAUAUUUCGUGAGUGGACUCUUCGCAGAGACUGUCUGUACGAAGACGGGCAGUUGGUUUACUCUGAGGAGUGUGGGUGGAUGUGAUUUCGUUUCCCAUCUGACAGUGCGUGUAUUCGUCUUUGCAUGUGCGAUGUAUUUGACGAGUGAUUUCUCUAGUCUGAUCAUUAAUAUUUUUGGAAGAGCCCAGAUGCUUUGAAAAACGUGCCGCAGGUGUUAUAUAAGCAAGCAAUUUUAAGUUUCUUGGUGUCAAAAAUAAGUAUUUCGGUUUGUUCGCUGCUAAAUAUUUUUAACGUCUUAACUUUUUAUUGGCAAAAGUUGGAGCAUUUUGUGGGUAACGUGUUCCGGACACUGGAGUUAUUUGGAAUAUCACGCGAAUUGAAAAGAUUCUUCUUUGGAUUAAUCAUGAAUCCACAACCACCCGAGGAACAACAGCAAGAACCUGGGGGCAUUCACCCACCUGGCGCUCCAGGACCUCGGAAUAUGGAACCACCUCCGCAAAACACCCUACCCCCUAACAAUAACAUACCUGUAGAACCUGGAAUGAUGCCUGGAGGCUCCAUGGCAAGUGCUCAUCAACCUGACAUUUAUGGAUCUGACUUUACGAAUGGGCUGGCAAGCCUACCCUUAGUAAUACUGUGGCCACCAGAAACAUCAGCUCCAAGUCAGUUAGCAGAGAGCAAUUUAAGUGAACAAUCGGGACAAGCUGCUCAGAUUUCUGACAUGCCCCAUUCAAAUGCUGGAGUCCCACCUCAAAUACAGCAGCCACCCAUGGGGCCACAGGACCCACCUCAAAUGCAGCAGCCACCCAUGGGGCCACAGGACCCACUUCAAAUGCAGCAGUCACCCAUGGGGCCACAGGACCCACCUCAAAUGCAGCAGCCACCCAUGGGGCCACAGGACCCACCUCAAAUGCAGCAGCCACCCAUGGGGCCACAGGACCCACCUCAAAUGCAGCAGCCACCCAUGGGGCCACAGGACCCACCUCAAAUGCAGCAGCCACCCAUGGGGCCGCAGGAUCCACCACAUCCAUUCAUGCAGUCACAACCUGCAAGACGUUUUGUUCCUGAAAAUUUGCCAAGUCCUGUGACAGAAGAUGACGAGUGCAAUGAGCCAUUGAUUUUUGAUAUGGAUGAUGAUUGGGUGGAUCCACUUCCUCUCGCUACAAGAUUCUUUACCCAAGAUGAAAUCAGUGCUAGCCGUAGAUAUAUUCGUAGCACUAUGUACAAUAUUCCAAGCGGAAUGGAAACGAUGGAGGAAGUUGCUGUGCCUUUUGGUAUUGUAGUGAGCCCUUUGGCUCAAACAUCAUGUGCAGAAGAUUUGCCACUCAUUAUAAACAUGGGAGAAAUUGGUCCUGUUAGGUGCAACAGAUGUGAAGCCUAUAUGUGCCCUUUCAUGAAAUUCAUUGACGAAGGGCGAUGUUUCCGCUGUUGUUUCUGCAAGGCCACUACAAAAGUGCCUCAAUGGUACUUCAAACAUUUAGAGAACAGACAUCUGCCGGUGGCGAGACCAGAGUUGAAGCGGGCAGCAUAUGAAUUUGUUGCCACAGAAGAUGACUGUAGGAACAAAACAUUUCCAAAACCUCCAGCACUCAUCUUUUUGAUUGAUGUGUCUUAUAAUAGCGUCAAAUCUGGACUACUUAAACUUCUUUGUGACGAAAUAAAGGAAAUUUUGAAACUUUUACCCAAGGAUGAAGGAGCUGAAACAUCCAAUAUGAGGGUCGGUUUUGUAACCUAUAGUGAGGAAGCGGUUUUGUACAAUUUUAAGGUAAGGGAUGUAAUCUAUAAAAAUUUCAUCAGUUGCAAGAUUAGUUUAUUGACAUACUCUUUAUGUUAAAAUUUGUUGUUGUUGGACAUUUCCAGUUUUGUGUGCUAUUCCGCAGAGCUUAUUUCCACUCAUCCCUCUACUUUUCCUAUUUUUUUUAGCCUUUAGUCUGUUCUGAAGAUGGCUUUCUUCUGGGUUGUUGCUUGUUUUAGAAGUUACUAGUGUUUCAGAGGUGCUGCCUGCCUCUGUCAUCAGAGAGAUCCCUGCCAUGAUGUUCGAGGCAGCAAACUCCUCUAGAACACAAGUAGGCUUUUAGCAGACUAUGGCGCAACGUCCUAGAAGACAGCUAACCAUCUUCAUACUUUCCAUCAUGAGAAAUGAAAUCUCAUCCAGUGUGUUCUCUUCUCUAAUUUUCAACUGCUGUAUCCGUGGUCUCCACUAGGUUGUCUU
Messenger RNA from Zootermopsis nevadensis, 2904 nucleotides. The record is from RefSeq and is a predicted model, not a curated record. NCBI's taxonomy places the organism in Eukaryota, Metazoa, Arthropoda, Insecta, Blattodea, Termopsidae.